AUGCGCGUCAUGGCGGCCCGGGUGAGGCAGAUCGAAUCGUCUUCUGUCACUGGGAGUACUGCCCCCAGCAUCAUUCCGGCCUCCGGGUCAACUGUCUCCUCCUCGUCGAAUAAUGCGGGUUUACAGCGCAUUAUGAAUCGCCCUCAGUCACCUUCUUACGUGGGGCCGACCAGCGCGGAGUUCGGGCUCACGGCCCGUCAGAAAUCAGUAGAUGAUAGCGAUGGGGAUGACCUGGCGUCUACGGCUGCGGCGAGCCCUGCUCCGCCGUCUGAUACGGAAGCCAUGUCUGCUGAUCCUUUGGGGUGUUUGGGGCUAGCGGAGGCCUUGCGUCUGGUAACGGUGUACGAGAAUACAGUUGGUUUGAUGUAUCCGUGCGUCGAUCUCGACAGCGUACGGGCCUAUGUCGCCGAGUACUAUCGAACCGAGGGACGUCCAGGGCCGACCUCUCCGGUAACGAUGGAUCAGGAUUGGUUCUUCGCGCGCGAUGUCGAGGUGCUGAAGAUUAUUCUGGCGACGGCGUUGCUGGCGGAGUCGCAUGGACGCAGCGAGAGGGCGGCGUUCCUGGCUGAUAGCGUGGAGGAUCGGUUUGCGACCCGAGUGAAGAUUGCAGAGGUCGAUAUGAAGGAGUUGUUGAUCUUGACGUUACUGUCUAUCUUCCACUCCUAUCGCGAUGACGAGGUUAUCUCCUGGCGUCUCAUCGGCAUGGCUGUCCGCGGCUCUAUGCAGCUCGGUCUACACUGCCAAGAAACCUGGUUGCAAACCGGAGGCGUGUUCCCCGGGGAGCUGCAAUGGACCUGGGCGAGUCGGCUGUUCUGGUGUAUUUACGUACUCGACCGCAAAUGGUCGUUCGGUACGGGUUUGCCGUUUGCCAUUCAGGACUCGGACAUGGAUACUAACCUGCCGGAACCGGGCACCUCGACCCCCUAUCUCACAUGCAUGAUCACCUACGCUCGAUUGAGCACGAAGAUUUGGGGCUUGGUAGUUGGCUGGCGCAGUCGGCCUCGUUCCGCGACCUCGGAUUACUGCUCCUACCUUGACUUCCAAGUCCAACAAUGGAUUCAAUCCAUUCCGCGGGAGUUGCGAUUCGAUCCAUCCCAGCGCAAGUCAGAUACCGAUCCGCAGGCGGAUAAUAUGAUGAUGCUUCAAGUCUUGCUGGCGCUGCAGGCCAAUCAGCUGCGUAUCCUUGUCUAUCGACAGAAUCUUCUCACGAACGAGAGCAUCGAAACGAACGUCUCCGGCGCCACCACUGCUGUUGAGACAGCCAAAAGCUCUAUUCACAUGCUCGAUUUCUUUUCCCGCGUCUCGGACAUCUAUUUCCAGCGUCCGGAGCCGUUCAACUAUUUCCUGAUCUCUGCAUUAGCUGCGCUCUUUCUGGCCGUUUUGCAUUCUCCCUCGAGAUUCAGUCAAAUCUGUCGGCCGGAGUUCUAUGCCGCGGUCGAUAUGGUGAGGAAGUCGUCGACGAGAGCGCGAACCUCACGACGUCUACAGAAGAUUAUUCGCAGCUUGAAAUUGAUCCGGUUGAAUUUGCCGGGACAGUCCGCGAGAGGCACCCAGAAUCAUGUAAAUCGACGAGAGUCUCACAUGAGUCAGAGGAAAGUUGAGUCUACAUCUUCGACGGUGGCGUCUCCGUUUGACACGCCUACGUCGCUGCCUAAUCACCGCCAGCCUCCAGUUUCUGGGACAUCUACGCCGCAAUUUUCCUUAUCUAUGUGGUCUUUCUCGCCUCCACCGACAGCCCCAGAUGGCUCGACCCGACAGGAUAGUACUACCUGCGAGGACCUGACUAGCUUCUUCGAAAUGGCCGGCGGUUUGUACUUUGAUCCUAGGACUGGAGGACACGAGGAUAUAGUCGCUGAGACAGGCGGCGAAGGACUCGACGCGUUUCAUGCGGAGGAUGAGGCGUUGACGAGGGUCAUGGCUGGAUUACUUUAA
Aspergillus melleus is the source of this 1932-nucleotide messenger RNA. RefSeq names its product transcription factor domain-containing protein. Gene Ontology annotation, cellular component: nucleus. Bases 1 to 1932 code for a protein of 643 amino acids. The record is from RefSeq and is a predicted model, not a curated record. Gene Ontology annotation, biological process: DNA-templated transcription; positive regulation of transcription from RNA polymerase II promoter by galactose. The transcript has 2 exons. NCBI's taxonomy places the organism in Eukaryota, Fungi, Ascomycota, Eurotiomycetes, Eurotiales, Aspergillaceae. Gene Ontology annotation, molecular function: RNA polymerase II cis-regulatory region sequence-specific DNA binding; zinc ion binding; DNA-binding transcription factor activity, RNA polymerase II-specific.